AUGGCUGGAUCCAACGGUGUAAGCAACGGGACAGGCGACCAGGCAUCGAAGAAAGUCUGGACGACCUUGAUCACAAACACCAAGUACUUGUCGGGACUGCUCACGCUCGAGUACUCCCUCAGAAAGCAGGGAAGCAAGUACCCCUUGGUUGCUUUAUAUACAGAUUCAUUCCCGCCAGAGGGUCAUGAAGCGCUGAAGCGCCGGGGAAUCAAAUCCAAGGAGAUACCAUACCUUUUGCCAUCGAUCCCCAAAGAGUACGCCAACGACCCACGUUUUUAUGACUGCUGGAGUAAGCUGGCGCCCUAUAGCUUGACCGAGUACGAUCGAGUGGUACAAUUGGAUAGCGACAUGCUCGUCCUUCGGAAUAUGGAUGAAUUGAUGGAAAUCGAGCUGGACCCGCCUGAGAUGGGCGGUAACGGGGACAAGGUGUACGCUGCCAGCCAUGCCUGUGCCUGUAAUCCAUUCAAGAAGCCUCAUUAUCCAAGCAACUGGAUACCGGAGAAUUGUGCUUUCACGUCGCAGCACGAUACGCCCGAUCUCGCACAGACACAAGGGCCUGGGCCAACAGCCGGUAUAGCAUGCCCUAAUGGCGGACUGCAGGUCGUCAACCCGAGCAAGGGUACAUACGACAAGAUCGUCGAGACGCUCAAGAACGGAGACUUGACGGCCAGUUACGAUUUCGCCGAUCAGAGUCUGCUGGGCGAGCGAUUCUACGGGAGGUGGAUAGGGCUCCCAUAUAUCUAUAAUGCUUUGAAGACUCUGCGAAUGAAAGGAGUCCACGACGCUAUUUGGCGGGAUGAUCAGGUCAAGAAUAUCCACUACAUCCUAAGCCCAAAGCCUUGGGACGAGACGAUGGAGUCGGUCUCGAAUGAGACCCACAAGUGGUGGCUGGACGUGAACAAUCAGCGCAGAGCAGAGGAGCUCAAAAGUGGUAUAGACGAUGGAUUCUAA
This is a messenger RNA of Cyphellophora attinorum, 951 nucleotides long. RefSeq lists its product as uncharacterized. NCBI's taxonomy places the organism in Eukaryota, Fungi, Ascomycota, Eurotiomycetes, Chaetothyriales, Cyphellophoraceae. Bases 1 to 951 code for a protein of 316 amino acids. The transcript has a single exon. The record is from RefSeq and is a predicted model, not a curated record. Gene Ontology annotation, molecular function: glycosyltransferase activity.